Messenger RNA from Serendipita indica DSM 11827, 1662 nucleotides. The record is from the annotation of a GenBank genome assembly. Lineage: Eukaryota; Fungi; Basidiomycota; Agaricomycetes; Sebacinales; Serendipitaceae.
AUGGAGCCGAAGCUAUCUGAGCAAUUGGAAAGGUUAAGUCUUGGAUCUACUUCCAACGAUCCAAGUCCCGGUUUAUUCUCGUCAUUGCCCGUUGAACUGCUGCAAGAAGUAGCCAGACUGUUGGACAGGCAGAGUCUGCUUGCCCUUCUCAGUACCAACUCAACCAUCCGUGCGGAAUUGGCGCCUUUGGCAUUUGGGACGCUAACGCUCUCAAACCAAUGGAUCAAGCACUUUGAGUAUCGAACGAUUGCUCAUGCAGUAACGGCACUCGUGGUCGCAUCGUCCGCCCAUCAAACCGUCCCAGUCGCAUUCGCCCAACUUCCCCAGGUGUUACCAACACUACACAAUCUACGUCGUGUAGAUCUCAAGAUAUGGGGCCUAUUCUCACCAGAGCUGUACCUGGCGAUCCGGGCUCAUCCCGCUAUACGUGAGCUCAAGAUUGCGAGAAAGAUGAAAGGUCCCGUAUGGAGACCGAGCCAAUCGUAUCCUGGAGUUCCCAAAUGUCGUUUGGAGUACGUUGAAGUCCCGCGCUCGAUCAUCGAAGAUCUCUUCCAGACCGGCUCUCCAUCAGUGGAGACCGUCCAUACCCUUGUCGUCGUUGGUCAGCCCCUUUUCCGACAAUUGAACCAACUAGGUCCAUAUCCCUCGCUCCGUCGCCUUACCCUGCUCGAACAAGCAAAUAAUCGUUACAACGACGUUUUCUGGCAAUUCUUGAAAGCCAAUCCCUGGCUUUCGCAGAUUGAGCUAGCUUCUAUGGAGUAUUGGCAGCCAGAUCUCGAGUACAGGACGUCACUACCUCAAGUAGACCUUCAGUCCAUCACUCGCUUGUCUGGGCCCUUUUUCCUCCUUGACCCAUUGAUACGAGCCAGCAAAUUCACACUGCAAUCCCUUGACAUUCGUGACGUCUUAAAGGUACCUCGAUACACGGAAACGGUCGCUCCCUCGUCCAAAGGUUCCGAGUUUCAGGCCACAUUGUCACUGGCACUCAGCACCCUUCGACUGCACGAACUAUCCAUAUCCAUAAACGGGCAAGAUCUGUCCUAUAUGUUUCUCGUCUCGGCUCUAGAGGCGCACGCUACGUCGGAAGGCUUGGGCUUACUUCGCACUUUGCGAAUCUCUAUCAAGAACAAUAUCGACCAUCACUCAUUAGGAGAGGUUCUCAAUGCGGUUUGCUCGACUUUGGUAGGAAGAGUCUCCACCUAUUGCAGCGUCGGCAUCUCCACGGCAUGCCACGAAACUUGUCGGACAGGGGUAUAUAGGUACAUUGGAAACCAGUACAGUACCCUUUCGGGCCCGGAUCCCGUAUUACGAACCGGGGCCGGCGUCGCAGAGGCUAUGACAGAAAUCAUCCCGGCCAUCACAACCUGGGCUAAUAUGAGAUCCUCUAUUCGCAUUGAUCGCAUAGACGUACUUGGACCUCAUGGCCUUCGAUGGUUCUCCUUUCGGCCCCUCGCAGACGAUGCUCAGAAAUGGCACGUCAAGAUUACACCCAACGGUGGGCGUGUCUGUUCCGACAUUGACACGUACCAACUCGAAAGAAAGGUCCGGGAGCGAUACAAAUGGGUUUUCCCACUCUUCGAGAACGAGACGGUGAUCGAAAUCGGAAAGGAGACCAUCUUUUGGAAGGAGAUGUUUGAGCCAGAUCCAUCUCGUUUCCUUUAG